CACCGUCAGUUAGGCCGAGGUUCACCAGCUCCAGUGAGGAGCAAAUCAGAGGUUUUGCCACGUUUAUCAAUCCAACUGUGAUUUUUCCAGUGCUUUGGAAGUUGCAGCUCCUUCGCUAACAGGUUUUAAAGGACUGGCAUUGCUGCUUCUUUCUGGAGCAGCUCUGCAGAGGUUUUUUUUUUUUUCCUCCCUUCUCUUUCAUGCUUUAUUUCCUGACUCUACAGUGGGAUGGGUCGGUUGCAAAAGAGUCUCAUUCCCUUUUUGGGAUUGGUCUUGGCCUUCUGUUUUUAUUCUGCGAGGGAGAAUUUCAAACCCGAGAUGCUGAAAGGGAAGCGAGUGAUUGUCACUGGAGCAAGCACUGGAAUUGGAGAGCAGAUGGCUUAUCACCUGGCACGGAUGGGAUCCCAUAUUUUGGUCACAGCACGGACAGAGGCCAAGCUACAGAAAGUUGUUGAACGGUGCCUUAAGCUGGGGGCAGCCUCUGCGCAGCUUGUGAGCGGCAGCAUGGAGGACAUGGCAUUCGCUGAGCACGUUGUGAAGGAGGCAGAGAAUUUAAUGGGAGGGUUAGACAUGCUGAUUCUUAAUCACAUUGGCAAGUCGUACUUCAGUUAUUUCGAUGGGGAUGUUGGGCACGUACAGAAGCUCCUGCAAAUUAACUUCCUCAGCUAUGUAGCUAUGACAGUCUCUGCUCUGCCUAUGCUGAAGGAGAGCGGGGGAAGCAUUGUAGUAGUUUCAUCCAUGGCAGGUAAAGUUGGGUUUCCAUUUACUGUUCCCUAUUCUGCAACUAAGUUUGCCUUGGAUGGAUUUUUCAGCUCCCUGAGGCAGGAAUUCAGCAUUCAGAGUGUUAAUGUUUCCAUCACACUCUGCGUCCUUGGCUUCAUUAAUACUGAAAGUGCCAUGAAAGCCGCUGCUGAUGUGGUCCUGAUGUCCCCAGCACCCAAAGAAGAGUGUGCGCUGGAAAUCAUCAAGGGGGGAGCUCUCCGGCAACGGGAAGUUUAUUACAAAUAUGCUUCUACCAAAAUACCCCUCCUGAUCCGGGACUGGGCUGCAGAGUUCCUAGAUUAUCUGGUCAGGAAGCGCUACAAUGUGGAGAAUUUGAAGAAAAACUAAACCAUCCUCCAGCACUUUUCCUCUUAUCCUAUGUCUCUAUGCUACUUUAACCAGUGCCAAGGGCUACACAGAGCAUCUCAGCUCAGGCUCCCCUUGUGCCUAGGGAAUGCGAUGCUGGAUCCUCCAGUGUUUUACAGCUCUGCACAGCAACGUGUGAAGAGCUUCCUGCUCCCAGCGUGGGUGGAACGCUGCACCUUCAUCUGCUGGUUUGGAUCCCAGCUUUGCAUUCCCUACUCUCAGUUCUCCUUAACUAGCACUGAUGCUUCUGCAUUUAAAUAGAAAUAAGGGCUAACCACCCCCUCCAACACUGCCUUCCAGGAGCAUUUUUAAAUAAAGAAACUAAGCGCCUGUGGCUCAUCUAACAGUUCCAAUUAUGGGAGAAGAGGUCUUUAAAUUUGCCAGUUUAGGAAGGUUUAUUCUGUCCAAUUGCCUCCUCUGCUGGUAGAUACAAUAUUUGCAGCAGACAGAUUAUUUUACUGAAGAACGGUAUACAUUAGGACAGUCCACAGAUUAGAAAUUUCACUUUGUGUUUUAAAAAGUUUAAUUAUUUUAAGUAAAUCACAUCAUCUCUAAAGGAUCUGGUUGACACAACAUGUGCUGUGGUACAUGACGUGAAGGAGAGGAAUUUCCUGCAGCUGCAACAUCCCAUCUGGUUAGACCCAUUCCCUUCCCCCAAACUAUG
Molecule: messenger RNA, 1792 nt
Organism: Struthio camelus australis
Lineage: Eukaryota; Metazoa; Chordata; Aves; Struthioniformes; Struthionidae
Product: 11-beta-hydroxysteroid dehydrogenase 1
Biological process (GO): steroid catabolic process
Cellular component (GO): endoplasmic reticulum membrane; intracellular membrane-bounded organelle
Molecular function (GO): steroid binding; 11-beta-hydroxysteroid dehydrogenase (NADP+) activity
Source: RefSeq, a predicted model, not a curated record